CUCAAGUGCCACGUCAGGAUGGACACGUUCAUAGUAUUGUGCAUGGCAGCAGCCGCCUCCGCCGUCCCGCAGUACAACUACCAGGGCCAAGACGGAGGUGCUGUCACUCAGCUCAAGGACGACGGCGCGCAGGCCCCUCCGGUGGAAAUUCUGAAGGACGAGCGCGAGGGCCCCGACGCGUCCGGCGCCUACAGCUUCAGCUUCGAGACUGCUACGAGGCACGGCACCAGUCGCAGGAGAGGGCAGCCGUCGGGGGCCGCGGGGGCUGUUGCCUCGCAGGGCGGAUGGACAUUCACCUUCCCGGACGGAAGCUCCGCCUCCUUUUCGUUCGAGGCCGACGAGGGCGGAUACCGCGUGGAGUCCGACCUGCUGCCCACGCCCCCGCCCCUCCCCGCCCACGCCAUCGCCCAGGUAGAAAAGGCUAAACAAGAGGACGCUGCUGCAGCUACUGCGUCGCCUCCAGCCAUUGGAGUUGCACCUGCAGAUAGCUCAGGGCCGCUCUACGCUGCGUCCGUCCUGGCCCGGUCCUGCCUUCGCCCGGCACCUGCCCCUGUCCACACGCCUGCCACAGUCCCUGGCUCGGUCCCUGCCUUCGCCCGGCACUGCCCCUGUCCACACGCUGCCACAGUCCCUGCCUCGUCCCUGCGCCCCAAACUAUAUAUAAUGUUGCAGGGAAGUAGAUCCCAAGUUUGGGAUUAUUCUCUGUCCCUUUUACGCUCGUUCUUAAAUCACGAAUAAUAUAUCAUUUCUUUUCUCAUUCCGCAUCUUCCAUCACACCGCCAUCAUUUCGUGUUCAGUGUCAGCUUCCCACUAAUUUUUCCCUGUUAUAUUAAUGUACGUGCAAAUGUGUAAUAUAAGUCAUGAGGUUUCCAUAUUACAAUGACACGGCAUGGUUUGUUGGUUGUUUAUA
Penaeus vannamei (Pacific white shrimp) is the source of this 910-nucleotide messenger RNA. Its product is annotated as pupal cuticle protein 27. The record is from RefSeq and is a predicted model, not a curated record. NCBI's taxonomy places the organism in Eukaryota, Metazoa, Arthropoda, Malacostraca, Decapoda, Penaeidae.